AUGUUUUCCCGCAACCCUGAGGAUACCCCACAAGAACCUGAGCCCGAGCCCUCAAGCUCCAAGAAGAAAAAGAAGAAAAGAAAGUGGCAACACCUAGAGGCCAGCAUCCAAGCCCUCACCAGGGCUGGCCACGGGGCCCUCCUGGCUGGCCGGAACCAUGAGGGCUUGACCAGCUUCCAGAGGGCCUUCCUCCUGGCCUCUGAGGCCCCACAAGAAAAGGACACCCCUAUUCUCCGGGCCUGUGCCUUCAACCUGGGGGCUGCCUACGUGGAGACUGGGGACCCAGCCAGAGGCCUUGAGCUGCUCCUAAGAGCCCAACCUGAAGAGAAGGCACAGGGCAGGUGUCAUGGUGACCAGUGUUUCAAUGUGGCUUUGGCCUACCAUGCCCUGGGCAACCUGCCUCAAGCUUUGGCUUGGUACCAAAGGGCUCUGGGCCACUACCAGCCCCUAGGUGACCAGGGGCAGGCCCAGGCAAAAAUGGGAGCCUGCUACCAGGCCCUGGGAGAGCCUGAACUAGCAGCUCACUGCUUGCAGGAAGCAGGCCGGACCUAUGCCCAAGCAGGGCAGCCCCAAGCUGCAGCCCUAGCACUGGGGGCUGCAGCGGUGUGUAUGCUGAACAGCGGGCAGCAUGGCGUGGGCGAAGUGGUGCAGGUGCUGGAGGAGAGCCGGAGGCUUGCUGAGAUGAGCACUGAACGGGGACUGCUGGGGCAACUUUAUAAUGACCUAGGCCUGGGCUACUCCCAGCUCCAGCUGUUUCCUCUAGCAGCCGAGGCCUUCCUGCAGGCUCUGCCCUUGUGCCGGAGGCCAGGAGAGAAGGCCACGGUUCUGAGAAACCUUGGAAUGGCCCACAAUGCCCUUGGCAACUAUCAGGAAGCCCGGGCGUUUCACCAGAAGGCUGCUGACCUGCAUGGCUCUGUGGGGCAGCGGUGGGAGCAAGGCCGGAGCUUCGGCAGCCUGGCGUUUGCGCUGAGCCAGCUAGGGGACCACAAGGCAGCCAGAGACAACUACCUACACGCUCUGCAGGCUGCCCAGGACACUGGAGACAUGAAGGGGCAGUGGCAGGCCUGCGAGGGUCUGGGGGCUGCUGCAGCCAGACUGGGGCAGCAUGACCAGGCCUUGAAGUACUAUAAGGAAGCACUGACCCGGUGCCAGAAGGAGCCAGAUUCUGUGCGAGAGCGGCUGGUGGGCAAGCUGGCGGAUGCCAUGAGGACGCAUUUGGCCCAGGGUGGGCUGGACCUGACUCAUACCCUGACCUCAGCUCCAGGGAGGUCUCAGGCUCUAGGUGAGCCCUGCCCAGAGGGGACUCCAGCCAGGAUGGCAAGGGACCCAGCAGAAGCAAGGCACAGAUCUUUGGGUGGGUGGAAAGAUUGAGACUUAGAAGAGGGUCAUGAGGAGAAAGAGGAAGAGGACUUCGUGAAAGUUCCCUGUGCCUGGGUUGACUGGGUUGGCUUGUGCAGGGACUGGAGGGUCUGA
Molecule: messenger RNA, 1473 nt
Organism: Pteronotus mesoamericanus
Lineage: Eukaryota; Metazoa; Chordata; Mammalia; Chiroptera; Mormoopidae
Gene: TTC24
Product: tetratricopeptide repeat domain 24
Exons: 8
Molecular function (GO): protein binding
Source: RefSeq, a predicted model, not a curated record